Molecule: messenger RNA, 3479 nt
Organism: Petromyzon marinus (sea lamprey)
Lineage: Eukaryota; Metazoa; Chordata; Hyperoartia; Petromyzontiformes; Petromyzontidae
Gene: FAAP100
Product: FA core complex associated protein 100
Biological process (GO): interstrand cross-link repair
Cellular component (GO): Fanconi anaemia nuclear complex; nucleoplasm
Source: RefSeq, a predicted model, not a curated record
GUCUCACGGCAGCAUCGCGAAUCGAUUCUUCGCAAAACGGCCAUGUUUAAUUUAAGCUAAGCGAUUCGCGCGAGACAAUCCAAUGCGGAACGCAAUCGCGACGCCGUACGAGUACUAAUACGAGACGCGGUUUGGGAUGCGUUCGUGGAAACGGAGGCCCUCGCGUAAGAUGUACAUUCGCGGCGCGAUGCGAAUCCGACGACUGCAAGUGUGACAACAACAACAAAUCGAGUCUAGAAUCGACAUUUUUUUUCUAAACCAGACGCGUGGAAUCGAGUGUAGGAAUCGAACGUCAAUAAUUUGAAUCGAUUAUUCGUGAGGGCGGGAAAGCAUGGAGCGGCUUCCCGGCGGCGGGGGUCGCACCCUGGAGGAAUUGGAGCGGCCCCGGGGACCGCGCAGGGCGGCCCCCCCGCCGCCGCUGAGGCCGGGCCCCGGAGGCCUCGUGUUCACGGGGUGCGGCGAGCGCGUGUUCGUGCACGGGGCGGCCGGGGGCAGGCAGGCAAUCCUGUGCUUUCCGCGCCCCGUGCUGGACGUGCAGCCGGAGAUGGAGUGCGGGCGGCUGCUGGUGCUGUGCCACGGCGGCGCCGUCUUCGCGCUCGCCGCGGAUUCCAGUGGCGACGGCUGGAGGGACCGUGACGUGACCGAGAGGGACGCGAUACUGGUGGCCCCGGGGGCCGUGACUCUUCUGCCGCUGCCCAGCGCCGGCGCGACUCUCCUCGCCACGCUGGGCGGCUCGGCACCCUGGGACGUGCGCUGGUGGCGGCUGCCCGAUGCAGGCGCCGAGAGCUCGUGUCGGAGCGAGCAGCUGGGGCGGGUCACUCUGCCUCCCUGCCGCACUGUGGAGGGCGCUACUUGGCCGCGAGCUGGAUUUGCGGCGGCCACCCCAUGCCCCCUGCCCGUCCUCGUGAGCGUUGGGGCCACGAGCCGGUCGGUCUCUGCGGCGCCAGCGACCCCCAGCUCAAUACAGCUGCAGCCAGCGCUCUUCCAGCUGCUGCUGGGAGUGGACGCUGCCAUGCUGGCGCUCUCUGCGCUGCUGUGUGGCCUGCCGGACGGGCGGCUCUACGCCAUUCCCACGCCGGGCCCAGGCAACGCCACUUCCUCCUCCAUCUCAGAGCCACGCCCGCUCAGGGCCCGCCCCAUCCUUCUGCACGACCUGCAGCAGCCGGUGGUGCUGGUGGCCUCGGCACUGGUGCCCCGAGCAGACGGCGCCGCCAGCCGGGAGGGGCACAACUGCCUGGUGGUGGUGGGGGCGGAGGGGGAGGUGGUGACGGUGAUGCGGGACGAUGAGCCGAGUGGCGCCGGCGCCCCCUCCGUGCGAGAGCUGCACGUGCCGGGCCCCGUCCUGGCGGCCUGCUGCCACGGCGCCCGGCUGCUCUACAGCUCUCCUCGCGGGGUUUUCUCCGUGCACCUUGUGGCGGUGGCGACAGCGGCGAUGAAGGAGGAGGAGGAUGUCUCGGGGGGCGCCCCGCCGCCAAUGCCGGCGCCCGUGAAGCUGUACGACUGCUGCGCGCUGGCGCUGUGUUGCAUACCCCGACACGGAGACGGUGCCGAGGGGUGCGCAGUAGCUGUGACGGCGCAGUGGCGACUGGUCUCGUUCGAUUUGCCGUCCGGCUCCACGGGCAAGACUUCCCGACGCACCCCGGCCUCUCGUCCCGGCCACACCGCCCGGGACCUCCUCUCUGCCAUUAGCGGCGUCUCCGACCGGGUUCGUCUCGUGAGCGAGGCCCUGCGCCGUCAAGACUCCGACCUCCGGUGGCUGCAUCUCUGCUCGGACGUCUGCUGCCGUUUGUCAGCGCGGGUCGGCACCACCGGGCAGCUUCGGGGAAACCAAGACCACCCCGUCGAGCUCCGGGUGUCCACGCUGUGGACGCAGUCGCUCUCCGAGGAGCGGCCCGGCUUGCGCUGCGAGCUGCUCGCCGGCGCACGGGGCGGGCUGCGGGGACCAUGGACUCUGUGCGUCGAGGUGAGCGGCGCCGUCCGCCGCUUGCCCGCGGCGGGACAAGCCCCGGCGCUCGAUCGCGCCUGCGCCGCCCACUCCUUCCCCGUGGAGGCGCUGUCUCCGGGAGGGCGCGUCGAGGUGGCGGUGCCGCUGAGCUGCGACGGCGCGCCGUUCGAGCUGCUGCCGGUUCCUGUGGUGGUGCGCUGCUUCCUGCACGGCGGCCUCCCCGGAAACUCGCGGCGGAAACCACCGGAAUGCGACAGCGGCCGCACCGUCGGUUCGGCGCAAGAGAGUCACAGCCCCAGCGGGGUCACCCUGCUCAUCGGUGUCACGGUGGUUGACGCCCUGAGCUGCCUGCGCCCGGCGCCGCACGGCGAGCUGCGUGAUGGCGAGGUGCCGGCAGAGUCGGCAGGGGAGGGGAACGGCAGAGGCGCGGCGCCAACAAUCCUGGCGGUGCGCGUUGCCGAAGCCACGGCGAACAGAAUCCUUGGGCCUGCUGCAUCAGGGGACGCCGCUGGGCCGUGUCGCGCGCUGCUCGCGUGGCUGCUGUCCGAGAGCCCGGCCCUGCCCUGCCCCGAGCCGCUCCUCCCCGGGCCUCCUGGGGGCCGCGCUGCCCCCGUUGCGGCAUACGGCGUCACCGUCGACGGCCACCCUGUGCGCCUCGCCGUCGCCCAGGUAGAGGUAAAUUUUGUACCAGUCCUGGAGGUCAGCAUUACCUGCCCUUCCCUGGCCUCGCUCUGUGCUCUGCACCUGGCGGUCACCAGCCGCCUGCAGGGCAGUGAGUGUGUGGGCAGCGCCAGGCAGGAGGCGGGGUCGUCCUGUGGAGGAGGUGCGGCCCAGCUCAUGGUGGAAGCCUAUCCUCGCCUGCAGGCGCUGCUGGCGGAGGUCCAGGCCCUGCAGGAAGCCCCCAGCGGAGCGCUCCACGGGGAAGGUGGCGAGAGCCGGGAGCUGCAGCUCUACUUGCAGCUGAGGGCCGCUCGCGUGCCGCUGCUGCUCUGAGGGACCUUUACCCCUCGCUCACCGCGACGUCCUCGCUCCGACUUGCCGGUCACCGCUACGUCCUCGCUCUGACUCGCCGCUCACCGCGACGCCCUUGGUCCGACUCGCCGCUCUAAGCAGAAGGCUGCCGAGUUUUAAUCCCUUUCAUCGCAUGCCAAUUUUCAAAGCGCGUGGGUCCUCACAGCUGCUCGUAAUCAUUCCCACGUCUGAUAUUUGGCAGUUGCGCCGUUCUGAUAGCGCAAGGCUGACGGAAGCUUGAGAGGAGUGCUCAACACAUGGAACUAGCCUCGAAAACCGCAUUUAGAUGAAAAUAAAAUCACACUGCUUCAUUAAGAAUUAAAUUAAAGAUAUUAAGACGCAAUUUAGGAUUUCAAAAUCAGUAUGCGGUGAAAGGGUGUAAAUGCCGGUAGCCUCACACGCUGAAAUCCGCGGCGUCAGCAAGAACGACACUGCCUCCGUCAACAUUUUCACCGCUGCUUUGCUUCAGACUUGUAAACGUGCAAGUGCCUUGAUUAAAUACGCCCUCGGUAUUUUAUAGAAA